CUCACUCGAUCCUGUCGAGAUCGUUCGUUCAAUCAGCUUGGAUUGAUUUCAUGGCGCGCGGGAAGGUGGCCGAGUGGAUACGGAAGCGUACGACGCCGAGGAAGUCGGCGGCCAGGUGCUGGAGCAAGGAGAGCGGGGUGGCCAGGCGCCGGAGCAAGGAGAUCGGGGCGUCCCAGCCGAUACUGCCGAGCGAGGCGGAGACUAAGAGCUGGAGCAGCUCCAGCGGGGCGCCUAGCGGGAGUGGGAACGAUACCAGUACUGGUGGCGGCGCGCCACCAGCGCACUCGAAGUCCCGGGCCAGCGCCUUCUUGUUGGCCAUUUUGCGGUGGCGGUCGCGCGUGAACGCGCUGGCCGUCCUGUGGGAGCAGGUGGUGUACCACCUGAUGUGGCUGGUGGAGUCCGUGGUGGUGGUGGGAAGGCUCUGCUUCUUCCUCAUGCGCUUCGGCUUCAAGCAGCUCUGAGUCCAUUUCUCCCCUUCCCGCCAUGGCGUUGAGGGUGGAGGAGCAGGUUGCGUCGACUAUUUUUCCCUUCAUUUUUCUUUCUUUUGUGCCUAAAGUUGUUUUUCCGAGGCGUUCGAUCCCUAAAGUUGUAAAUGCCCUUCAGCCCUACUCCUGUGUAUAAAGAUAUUUCU
Molecule: messenger RNA, 631 nt
Organism: Triticum dicoccoides
Lineage: Eukaryota; Viridiplantae; Streptophyta; Magnoliopsida; Poales; Poaceae
Exons: 1
Coding region: 51-461 (136 amino acids)
Source: RefSeq, a predicted model, not a curated record